This is a messenger RNA of Salvelinus fontinalis (brook trout), 2552 nucleotides long. Its product is annotated as Fc receptor-like protein 4. The record is from RefSeq and is a predicted model, not a curated record. NCBI's taxonomy places the organism in Eukaryota, Metazoa, Chordata, Actinopteri, Salmoniformes, Salmonidae. Gene Ontology annotation, molecular function: transmembrane signaling receptor activity. The transcript has 9 exons. The coding region runs from base 27 to 1328 and encodes 433 amino acids. Gene Ontology annotation, biological process: cell surface receptor signaling pathway.
AGAGCGUUAGUGAUCGACACGUCGAAAUGGAACGCACCUAUCUUCUACCCUUGCUGUUGACUACACUGGUAUACUCUAGCCUCGGUCACAGGGGAGGUCGGUCUCCUUCAGCCUCCCUGAGCAUCAGUCCCGACAGAUCUCAGUUCCUUGAAUAUAUGUCUUUCUCUCUGAGCUGUGAGGUUCAGGUGAGUUCUACUGGAUGGAGACUGAAGAGAUACACAGCGACUGUGAAACCGUCAGAGUCUGGGGUCGACUGGGGGUUCAAUCAAUCCAACUACAUCAUCAAGACAGCCAAAACAUCAGACAGUGGAGUGUACUGGUGUGAGUCUGGGUCUGGAGAACACAGCAAUGCUGUCAACAUCACAGUACAUGGGGGUGCUGUGAUCUUGGAGAGCCCCGCCCUUCCUGUAACUAAGGAUGAUUCUGUGAUUCUGCGCUGCAAAUAUCAGGCAACUCUCGCUGAACUCACAGCUGAUUUCUACAAAGAUGGAUCCCUCAUCCGGACUGAGACGACAGGACAGAUGACCAUCCAUGCGGUAUCCAAGUCAGAUGAAGGGCUCUACAAGUGUAACAACUCUGAAGGAGAAUCACCAGCGAGCUGGAUGACUGUGACAGGUUGGUCUUCAGCCUCGCUGAGUAUCAGUCCCGACAGAUCUCAGUUCCUUGAAUAUAAGUCUGUCUCUCUGAGCUGUGAGGUUCAGGUGAGUUCUGCUGGAUGGAGACUGAAGAGGUACACAGUGACUGGAGUCGACUGGGGGUUCAAUCACGGUUCCAAAUACAUCAUCAAGACAGCCAAAACAUCAGACAGUGGAGUGUACUGGUGUGAGUCUCGGUCUGGACAACGCAGCAAUGCUGUCAACAUCACCGUACACGGUGGUGCUGUGAUCCUGGAGAGCCCCGCCCUUCCUGUAACUGAAGGAGAUUCUGUGACUCUGCGCUGCAGACAUGAAGACAAGAAAACGAAGGACACGUCAUCAAACUUCACAGCUGAUUUCUACAAAGAUGGAUCCCUCAUCAGGACUGAGACGACAGGACAGAUGACCAUCCCUGCAGUAUCCAAGUCAGAUGAAGGGCUCUACAAGUGUAACAACUCUGAAGGAGAAUCACCAGCGAGCUGGAUGACUGUGACAGGCCCAUGGCCUGUGUGGUCCGAGUCUCUGCCCAGGCUGCUGUGUAGUCUACUGGUGGUGUCUCCCUACCUGUUGGUGACCAUCGUACUGCUGGUGAAAUGCCGUAGACGCUGGGCUCAAGGGGAAACCAGGGUACCCAGGAAGACACGCCAAGACCAACCAGGUCAGCAUGUUGAAGAGCUCACCGGAUCACCAUAACAACCAUCAGAAUGGAACGCACAGACUUCUAAUCUGGAACUGUGAAACACUGUUAUUUCUUAGCUUUUAGCUUUGCAUGCUGGUACAAUAGUGCCAUGUUAUAAAAUGUGAUUUAUUAACUAUAUCCUUUUUUUGUUGUUUACUAAAUUUUUAUGACAUGUAUGCAAAACAAUUUCUAUGUUUUAAUCAAUGUUUUAUGGGGAAUUAGUAGAUUUUUAUCUGGAUUCAUCUUUAUCAUUUUCUUGGUGCACUUAGUGUUAAUUCAGGUGCUAUGAUAUUAUAAUCAAUCAAUUGUAAAUGUCCUAAUUUUUCAUCGCUAUACACACAAGAUGGAUCACCUAUCCCUGUUUAGAGGUUAUUGUUACUAAACACAGAUUUAGUGUACAGUACUUUGAUGUAGACAUAUUAUUAACGUUUCGGUACUUAUCUUCUUGAGAAUACAGGGGGUGCUGUUUCGCAUUAGCAUAAUUGCCUCUACAGAUUAAACUGCCUCUUAUUCAAUUAUUGCUGUUACUAUAUGCAUAUAACCAUAUACCAUUGGAUAGAAAACAAGCAAUGGUUUCUAAAACCGUUCCAAUUUUGUCUCUGAGUGAAACACAGGUCAUUUCACAGCACUUUCCCUGAGCCAGAAGAAGAUUGCAAGAUGUGUAUGCUCGCUUCAACGCUCUGCCUAUAUAUGGUCAUGCCACCUAUGACCCGAAACACACUUCAUUCUUCUUCCUCUGGGUGUCAGGAAGUUGUCAGAGGAGAAUUUUUUUGUUUAUCUUGUACUGACGUGAAAUAAGACCUAUUUCUUUAGCGUGACCGACAACUUCCGGUUUUCUGAAAUGCGCGUUGUAGAGGUGCCAUUGUCUUUUGUUAUGCUGACGUUACGGAUGAAAACUAUCUCCGUCUCGAAGUUUGUUUGAUACAUGUGACCAUAUCACCGUAAUGUAUGUUUUUUCAAUAUAGUUUAAUCAGAUUAUUAGAAUUUUUUCGGGAGUUUUGCCGUGUUCCGUUCUUUGAGUUUUUUAACUUUGGACAGGGACCGUGCCAGUCGACCAGUACCCAGGCUAAAUGAAGAGGGGAAGUUGCCAUUGUGAAUGAAUUGAACGACUCAUCAGGACUAAGGACACCUUGAUCAACAUUCUGAUGAAAGAUCAGCAAUAGUAAGACCCAAUUUACGAUGUUAUUUCAUAUAUCUGUCGUGCAUGUGAACUGGUCGGGCGCGUCCAGCUGGUUCUG